CAUGACGGGUCGGCUAAUGUAAUCAGGAGUAACUGCGGCGCUCCCGGAGCUUCGUCUCUCAGUCUGCCCCAGACUCAGCACAGACACACACUCCUCACACAGGAAGGUGAGUGACUCUUGGUCAAAAUGACUGAGCGCUACGACUGCCACUACUGCAAGGAGUCCCUGUUUGGAAAAAAGUACGUUCUUCGAGAGGACAAUCCCUACUGUGUGAAAUGUUAUGAGAGCCUGUAUUCCAACACUUGUGAAGAGUGCAAGAAACCCAUUGGCUGUAACACCAGGGAUCUGUCCUACAAGGACCGCCACUGGCAUGAGGACUGCUUCAAGUGCUUCCAGUGCAAGCGCUCCCUGGUGGACAAGCCGUUCUCCACCAAGGAUGAGCAGCUUCUUUGCACCGAGUGCUACUCCAACGAGUACUCCUCCAAGUGCCAUGAGUGCAAGAAAACCAUCAUGCCAGGCUCCAGGAAGAUGGAGCACAAGGGCAACAGCUGGCAUGAGACCUGCUUCACCUGCAAGCGGUGCCAGCAGCCAAUUGGUACCAAGAGUUUCAUCCCGAAGGAGAACCAAAACUUCUGUGUGCCUUGCUAUGAGAAGCAGUUUGCCAUGCAGUGUGUACAUUGUAAGAAGCCCAUCACUACUGGUGGGGUGACCUACCGUGAUCAGCCCUGGCAUAAGGACUGCUUCCUGUGCACCAGCUGCAAGAAGCAGUUGUCUGGCCAGAGGUUCACCUCCAGAGAUGACUUUGCCUACUGUCUGAACUGCUUCUGCAACCUUUAUGCCAAGAAGUGUGCCUCCUGCACCACCCCGAUUAGUGGUCUGGGAGGAAGCAAAUACAUCUCCUUCGAGGAGCGCCAGUGGCACAACGACUGCUUCAACUGUAAGAAGUGCUCUGUGUCCCUGGUUGGCCGUGGCUUCCUGACUGAACGGGAUGACAUCCUGUGCCCAGAGUGUGGCAAAGAUAUUUAAAAAUACAAAAAUACAACUAACAAAUGGCAGAUAUUUUGAAUAAGUACUAUUAGACAAUAAAAUAUAUAGCAUCUUUGAUGUAACUAUGAUUGUACAUUGUUUUCAGCUCUGGAUUGCACACUAAUUGUGUUCUUUGACUUCAUGAAGCUUAUUCAAAGUUACCUGUAAGUUCCUUCAAGAUGAAAAUGUAUUUACUAAUCAAGAAGCGGUAGGCAUGAAUGUAAAGAGUUGCAUGCUAAGUAAAGCAACUGCGUUAAUUUAAACUUUCAUCAGUAACGUGGUCAGCAUUUUGUGAGCAGUCAAACCUGAUGCCAGAACACCGUGUUCCAAAUUAUUAUGCACAUUGGAUUAAAGUGUCAUAAAGAUUACAAUUUCUGUUGAGCUAGUAAACUUAUAGGCCGUAUUGUGUGUCAGGACUCAGGCAUAAUGAAGAAGGUUUCUGUUAGACAAAUUCAUCAGAUUAAGCUGAUAAAAUGCCCUUACAAAGCAGCAAACAGUUAUUAGAAGCUGCAGGUGCCUCUGGAACCUCAAGGUGGAGGAUCCACCAGAGGCUUGUGGUGCAUGAACCGACUAUUCAGCCCCCCUGACCAGAGAUCACAAGCAGAGACGGUCACAUGAAGAUUAAAUUUCAAACAGACUUGUUCACUGAUGACUGCUGUGCAACCCUGGAUGGUUCAGAUGGACGCAGUAAUGGAUUGGUGGUGGCUUUGGGCCCAAAUCAUGGGGAGAGAAUCAUUGGUCGGCCCCUUGACCUCAGGUAUAUAUAUGGACUUUCUGACUCAUCACUUUCUUUCAUUGUUCAAAAAGAAGAGUCGUGCCUUCAGCAGCAAAACCAUCUUCAUACUUCAAGGAAUACCACCGUGUCAUUGGCUGCUAUGAGCAUAAAAGGGGAGAAACUCCUUUGUGGUCACCAUCCUCCUCUGACCUCAACCCUAUUGAGAAUAUUUGGAGUUUCCUCAAGUAGAAGAUCAGAAGGUGGAAUGAAGUUCAUAUCAAAACAGCAGCUCUGUGAAGGUUUCUGACAUCCUGUAAAGAAAUUCAAGCAGAAACUCUCCACAAACUCACAAGUUCAAUGGAUGCAACAAUUGUGCAGGUGAUAUCAAAGAAGGGGUCCUUUGUUAAGAUGUAACUCGGUCUGUGAAGACGUUUUUGAUUGAAAUAGUUUUUGAUUUUAAUACAUGUGACCACUUAAUGCUGCACAUUCAAAUAAUGACCAUUUGCUGUGCAUAAUAAUUUGGAACAGUGUAUUUUGAGUUUUUUAUGAAAAAAAAGAAUACUGUUCUCACAGGGAGCUUUGUUCAGUACUGAUUGAUAUUGUAACAGAUCCUGACUUGAAAAUUAUACUGACCAUCAUUUACAUUGACCAUUUAAGAAAAUCUGAGGAAAUAUCACUGCCAUAAUAAUUUGGAAACGGUGUAUAUCAAAGUUUUUCUAUUGACGUCUUUGAGAAUGCCAAGUUUUUUCAAAUGCAGAAUUUGAACUAUGCUGCGCCUUAUAUUUUCUUGGGAGAGAGAAAGACAGAUUUUUGGUCAAAAAUAAAAAUAAAUCAACGAAAUGAAUAAAAUAAAAACUGACUUGUAAAUUUGUU
Molecule: messenger RNA, 2554 nt
Organism: Poeciliopsis prolifica (blackstripe livebearer)
Lineage: Eukaryota; Metazoa; Chordata; Actinopteri; Cyprinodontiformes; Poeciliidae
Gene: fhl2a
Product: four and a half LIM domains 2a
Exons: 6
Coding region: 127-966 (279 amino acids)
Cellular component (GO): Z disc; nucleus
Molecular function (GO): transcription coregulator activity
Source: RefSeq, a predicted model, not a curated record